Molecule: messenger RNA, 300 nt
Organism: Rangifer tarandus platyrhynchus (Svalbard reindeer)
Lineage: Eukaryota; Metazoa; Chordata; Mammalia; Artiodactyla; Cervidae
Source: the annotation of a GenBank genome assembly
AUGGUGCUGGAGCCUUUGGAUCCAGUCUUUCCUCAGGCCGGCUCUAUCCUGCCCUUGCGCUUCUUACGAUUUAGCCAUGAGCUGGAUAUCCAAUCAGUGUUUGUGGUGGAGAGUCCAGUGAAUGCCAGACCCUGGCUUACACUUGGGUUCAAGCUUGGCUCAGACCCCGUCUUCAGGAUCUACACUGAAGAGGCCCCAGAAUAUCUGACAAGAAAACUGCCGGCAGAGCUGCAAACAACCACCAGAAAAGACUGCAUCUCUGAAAAGACUGCAUCUCUAGGAAAAAGAACCAGGAUCUAG